UUCCUAGUGGAAAUGCCCUUGACUUCGUUUGUUCAAAGAAAUAAUUUAUACUAAAUUUGAAGGGCUUUUAUGAUAAAUGUUGAACUUGUUAACUUAAUAUCAUGUAGGAGAUGCUUACAUAUUACAUUUGUAUAAAACACGUUACAACUUAGGGUUCGUGCUCGUGUGGAUGUGUUAAUUUAACACCUCGGUAUUCCCGCCGUUAAUAAGAAAAUAGUAGUUAUUUUGCUCAGGCACUCAAGUUAUAAAUAGCAAUUUACUUCCAUUUAAUCUAUUUUUAUGUUCAAAAUACAAGAAUUUGAGAAAAAAUUAGGAUCAUUUUAAUUUUAACUAGUAACUCUAUUUCUCUUAUUGUCAAAAACCUAAGAUCUGUCAGAUAGUCCAAAGAAAAAAGAUGAAAGAUCAAUAUCGGACUGGAAGCCCUAUUUAAUUUAAGAUAUCUGGUGGUUUACACCCAAAAGGGGGAAUAAGUAUAUAAAAUUGCAAGAAGCUAUUUAAUUCCGUAAGGAAUUUAUUGUUGUAAAAUGAAUAAAAUAGUGAGUGAACUAAGCAUGAACGAUCUCAAUAUUAAGUUCUUUGAAAUAAUGCAAAAUGAAAAUAAUGCGGAGGAAGCAGCCAGCUUUAUUUUCGAUAGUGUUUUUGACGAUGUUACUUUAGGUUUAAUGUUUGAGUUUCACCAUGGACUUAAAACUGGUCUGACAGAUUUAAUCGAGGGAGAAAAAGAGGAAGAUGAUAGCUUUAAAAUAGUAAAUUCACCAGAAUGCGAUGUUUUUGGUCUAUCAGUGUUAAAAAAGACUCAAGAUACGAACUGCGUCUGCCCGAACUGCGAGAGACCUGUUUCCGCCACCAGGUUCGCACCUCAUUUAGAAAAAUGCAUGGGAAUGGGUCGAAAUAGUUCCCGUAUAGCAUCACGACGGAUUGCAUCAAACAGCCGUGAACCAACUUCAUAUGCUGGACUCCUGAGUGAUGAUGAAGAUGAUGCUGACUGGGCUGGUGGCUCACUUCACACGGAGCGUAGGAAACGCAGGAUCAAGAACAAUGCUAGUAGAAAACCAGCAAAAGUUCAUAAAAACAACAGCAGUCGGACCAACAAUGGUAUCACAAACUCCGACACUAACGAAGGUGGCGCCACAUACGAAACUAUGUCCGCUAACGAGAAGAAAAACCUCCUACUUCAGAUAUGUGGCGUUGUUUCUGAACAUACCAAGAAACUUUGCACAAGAUCAACACGUUGCCCACAACACACGGAGGAACAGCGACGCGCUCUCCGCAACAGUGUUCUAGAACCUUCUACACCGGAGUCUACUAUAUUGACAGCUGAUGACGCAGGCUCCCCGCCUGACUCCAGCCCCUCAUCCUCUUGUUCCUCCUCCAGCCGCAAGCGGGACAGGCACCGAGCACCUCCUAAAAUUAAAAGUAAACGCGAAAGGAAUAUAUCACCUAACGCAAGGGAUUAGAGUUCAUUUUGCUUUAAACGGAUAAAAUUGUAUAUCACUUUAGUAGUAUUAUUUUUGACUGUAAUUUUUUAUGUGAAAAUGACAUUUUGUUAUUGAAUUUUAUGCAUUAUCUAUGAAUUGAUAUUUUGGUUUAAAAUAUCGGCUUUGACUUAACUAGAGGAAUAUAUACUAAAAUUGAAAGAUUUUUUGUAUUUCAGUGUUAACAUUAAUAUUUUUUUUACUUAAAUAAAAUUGUAUUAACUUAAAGCUUUGUGUAUGGACAUAUUUCUGCAAUUGCGGAUGUCUAUGGGCAACGGUCGCUUCGCCAUUUUGGCGGAUUCAGGUGGCCGCUUGCUUGUUUGCCACCUUAUGAUAUAAAAAAAAUCUGACUACAAUAUAUAGCUAUUGAAUGUAGGUUAUAAUGAAAAAGCUUUUUUUAUUUAUAUAUGUAUGUGCCAUAUGUAUAAUUGACUCUUACUGACUUGUCUAUAAAUUUUAUCAAUUAUUUAUAAAUGGGUAUUUCCUUGAAAAUAUAAAAUGCUUUGAGGUUAUGAUCUUAGUGGUAUUUAUGUUUUAAAUAAAUAUUUUAUACUCAGAAUCUUACUAAUAUUAUAAAUGUGAAAGUUUAGAUGGGUGUUUGUUAGAUUUUGUAGCCAAAAUGGCUGAACGGAUCUCGAUGACAUUUGGCAAUGACGUAUAGUGCUACUCGCUUUUUUUAUUCCACGGACGGAAAAACGCUAGUGUUAUAUAAAUAUUUGAAUUACUUAUGUGAUAAUCUCUUAUUCGCUUUGUAUGUUAUAGAAGUAAUUGGAAUAUUGUGUAAUCUGACUGAUGUAAAUACAUUAUGAAUUAAGAAUUUCGAAUAAAUAUGUAAAAAUGU
Messenger RNA from Papilio polytes (common Mormon), 2316 nucleotides. It is a transcript of the gene Sgf11, whose product is annotated as SAGA-associated factor 11 homolog. The coding region runs from base 525 to 1457 and encodes 310 amino acids. Lineage: Eukaryota; Metazoa; Arthropoda; Insecta; Lepidoptera; Papilionidae. The record is from RefSeq and is a predicted model, not a curated record. Gene Ontology annotation, molecular function: transcription coactivator activity. The transcript is spliced from 4 exons. Gene Ontology annotation, biological process: positive regulation of DNA-templated transcription; regulation of transcription by RNA polymerase II. Gene Ontology annotation, cellular component: DUBm complex; SAGA complex.